AUGGAUCAUAUUGUGUAUUUGGAGGCUUAUAUCAGUGAAAAUGAUUACAAGAAGUGCGGCUUGUUGCAAUUACCAUUGGAGUCUUUAAUAACUUACUGUGUCUACAAAUUUUGCUGUCCUGAAAAUAUCGCAUUAACAUUUGUGUUCGUGCCGCGUGAUCCAGAAAAAGAAGAAAUUACUGUAAAAGUGGAGGAUGUAAAAUUUACCCAGGAUGUUAUAUGGCAAGUGUCGUCUUGUAUUUAUCCGGUUUUGAUUAAUGGAGACACAGUUAUAACGGGCCUGUGCGCGGUGGCUCGCCACAUGAGCCUACACCGGACUCUGCCGCCAAGUCCUCAUGAACACGAAGAUGGCAUCCUCGGCUUUCGUAGAGGCUGCCUUCAAGCUCCUAAUGAAGUUUCAAUAUGGACAAAAUUUUGCGAAGUGGGUUUGGUGAAAACAACAAGAGAAAUACUCAAACUAAACUCUCUUCAAGAAGUCCCUGUUAAUUUGGUAAGAUUCGAAAAUCAUUUACGUAAGCCAAUCAGAGUUCACAAUGUUUUUAAAUUAGCUAGAGAUAUUAAGAAGAAGGAGUUCUUAAAAUCUAAACCAAAUGACCAACAUGAAGAAAAAGAAGAAAGUGAAAAUGUUAAGAAAGAAAGAGUAGCUAAAGCUAGGAAAUGGAAAUCAUCAUUAAGCAAAGAGAUUACAAUUGAUAGCUCUGUAAAAAUACACGAAUUGGAUAUCAGUCAUCAGUUUGCUGAAGGCCCAUUCCUGACUCUAGCUGAUAUAGUCCUCAUGCCUUUGUACUACAUCAUUGUGAAUGCUUUUGGAGAAAAAUUCAAAUCUCUACUCCCACUGACAAGCAAAUGGUUUAAAAAUGUAGAGCAAGUUCCAGAACUGGAAAUUGUUUUCAAUGUUCUAAACAGCCUGGAGAAAAAGAAGUUAACUAUUGAAGAAGUAAUCAUACCAUCAGCAGAAGAUGUCAGUUUAUACAAGAGAGACCCCAAAAGACAUAACCCAAGAAAGAGAAUGUUUACCAAACCAGAGGAUAUAGAAAAUGCUCUGAGCUCCCUGGUAGCCACAAUGCAUAUAGAUGUUGAUGAUAAGGACUUCAAGAAUAGAAUAGAGUGGAAUACAGUACCUGACGGGGCAAACCCCAGUGCUGGCCACUUGCCUGAUGAAAGAAUGGCAAGGAAAGCACAACAGCUUGAAAACCUUGCAUUAGCAGUUCAAAGUAUAGCUAAAGACGGAGACUUGAUAGUAGAUUUCUGCAGCGGAAGUGGACAUCUAGGAAUCCUUAUUGCUCACUUGCUACCCGGUUGUACUGUUAUAUUAUUAGAAAACAAGGAACAGUCACUAUUAAGAGCUAGAAAGCGGGUACAUGACAUGGGAUUAAAAAAUGUUUACUUCUUUCAGUGCAAUCUAGAUUUUUUCAUUGGAAAGUUUGACAUAGGGGUUGGCUUGCACGCCUGUGGCAUUGCAAGUGAUUUGAUCUUGGACAAAUGUUUGAAAUGUGAUGCAAAGUUUGUUCUCUGCCCUUGUUGUUACGGGUCUUUGCAAGCUACAGAUAGAUUAGUUUAUCCUAGAAGUAAAGUGUUCAGUAGUGUAAGUAUUGAUCAGUACCUGACCAUCGGGCAUGCUGCAGACCAAACACACAAGGAGUGUCCUCUCACCAUCAGAGGAGACUGGUGCAUGGCUAUCAUUGACUCUGACCGUCUCCGGUUAGCUGAAGAAUAUGGCUACAAGGUCACACUGUCGAGACUCAAACCUCUAUCUUGUACUCCUAAAAAUAAUUUACUAAUAGGUGUGUCAGCAUAAAAUAAAAUUUUAAAUCAAUG
Cydia amplana is the source of this 1817-nucleotide messenger RNA. RefSeq names its product glutathione S-transferase C-terminal domain-containing protein homolog. The transcript has a single exon. Lineage: Eukaryota; Metazoa; Arthropoda; Insecta; Lepidoptera; Tortricidae. Gene Ontology annotation, cellular component: cytoplasm. The coding region runs from base 1 to 1797 and encodes 598 amino acids. The record is from RefSeq and is a predicted model, not a curated record.